AUGUCUCAUUCAAGCUUCAGCAUCCGGAGGUUGAUCUCACCUCGUCGUCUGCAUACAGUUGGUGUUGAUGUGGACGAGCGUCGUCACUCGGACGACUCUGCCAUGAGUGAGGACUUAUACAACAUCGACACCCAAAGCAAGCAACAAAAGUCAAAGUCAUGGGCGCCGUCCAGACGUCAGUCAAACGACAACGCCAGGCGGCCUUCAAGGGAGGAUGCCCUCGCAAGAAGGACAAAAAGCAUCAGGAGGAUCCCUAGCAAUGCAUUUUUCCUAGCUGAGGGCUCGCCUCAAUCUUCCUCGGGUUCUUUGAGUGGCCAUGAAGGUAGUACGCAUACAGCGUCCUCAUACGAAGAAAACGACGCCCUUUGUUCUUCCAGAUCACAGCCUCGGGCAUCUCGCUCCACAGCACCAAAACGCCUUGCGGACCGCAGACACCUCUGUAUCUCUCCUCUACAGAUAAAACAGCAUAUGGUGCCCGCAAGCUUCUCAUCGCCCGGCAUCAAAACGUUUGAGGCUGGCCAUGUAGACUCAUCAGAACAUCCGGCAUUCACGACAACUACUAUCACUCCUCCAACAACAGCAGAGGAUGACGGGCUAGAAAAGUGGUCAUUGAAUGUUCAAGACCUUAUUCGUGAGACCGACGAAGCCUUUAAAGCUGUAGGCACGGCCAUCGAAGAGGCAAAAACAGCAGUAGCAUCCUUUCCUCCAUCUUCAGAUACCCGACCCAUGACUGUCUUCCAAUCUCCAAAGAUAUCAAAAAUGGAUGAGCCACAUUCUGCGAAUAGGACCCCACCGCUGCCCCCUCCAACUCGGCAUGUCUCCAGCUUUUCCACAUCAAGGCCAAGAAGAAAGAAGUCAAAGAAGACACAAUACAAGUCAAGGUCCAAGAAGAGCGCCCGCUGGCAGCUUGGAGAGGAUGUCGCAGGCAUUUUGAGCGGACAAUUUUUCCGCAAGAUGGAAGUCAACGAGCUCCUCAGCCCGGAAUACAUACAAGCGAUGCGAGCUGGGCGUGAGUCCCAGCUGCAAUCUCGAAUUUCGAGCGACACCACAAGAACAGCUAGCACCGAGGGAAGCGAGACACCCGUCGAGCCGUUCCACCUGCAAGAUCUCCCCUCUCGGAUUGGGGCAGCAGGUGUUGGUGCUGCAGUUGCACCUAAUGGUAUGGUGUCACACCCAAAGACACUCGAGCCAGCCAUGCAGCGAGGCUUCACUGUGAAAGAGAAGUCCCCGCGGCGAAAGAUGCCUGUAUCGAAAGCAAACACUGAAAUUGAAGAGAACAUGGAUGCUGAUGCUGAUGAUGAUGAUGAUGACGAAAUAAAACCUCCUCCACCACCUGCAAAGAACCCUUUGAGGUUCUCUGCUCGACCGCAGGCAAAACUGCUGCCACCGAUCCCUGAAGUUGUCAUCACAACUCCAUACACUGCGCCUUAUACGAGCUCAAGAAAAAAUCAGACAACACGUACCGUUACGCCCGCAGAUGAAGACGAAUUCCUCUUUCUGCAAUCUACACCCUACACACUCAAUCAUCCUUCUAUUCGGCAUGGGAAGAUAAGGUUCCCCAAGACAGAUGUUGCUCAAGGAAUGAAAAUCGACCCUGAUGAGACCUUGGACUGGACCGCAUUUCAGAUGGCUAUCCUCGGCGCGGGAGACCUUUUCUCUGACCCUUCGAAUCUCCCUCAACUACUUGAAGCCGACGAGAUUUCGGGCCUCACCGAAUGGUUCGAGGACUUUGGCUUCGACAACCCCGGCUUGCUGAUCGCUAGCAGCAGUGCAACGGCAAGCCCUGCCAGCGUGGCGUCAGGUUACUCGCCGAUGUCGUCCGUCGCGUCGGACAUCGACCUGCCAAUCCCGGUUGAGUUUGAGUACCCGCACGGCUUCUGGAACGAGGGCAACCUCGAUGCGUCCAAGUUUCUCACGACGGGAUGUAACAUUCGACGGUGGACCAUGGAAAGCCACCCAAAGCGGUAUAACCGUGGGAGCUUUGAGAGCCUGCCGCCCAGCCCUAUGAUGGAACUUGUCACAAUUAGAGCCGCCAAUGGGGAAUCGGAGGUAGUGCCUAUGGGAUACAACCUCGGUCACGAUUUAGGGGAUUUUCUUAGAUGGGAGGCAGAGAAUGUUUACGCUACUGGGGUUUACUGA
Colletotrichum truncatum is the source of this 2139-nucleotide messenger RNA. RefSeq lists its product as uncharacterized. The record is from RefSeq and is a predicted model, not a curated record. Lineage: Eukaryota; Fungi; Ascomycota; Sordariomycetes; Glomerellales; Glomerellaceae.